Molecule: messenger RNA, 231 nt
Organism: Penicilliopsis zonata CBS 506.65
Lineage: Eukaryota; Fungi; Ascomycota; Eurotiomycetes; Eurotiales; Aspergillaceae
Exons: 2
Coding region: 1-231 (76 amino acids)
Source: RefSeq, a predicted model, not a curated record
AUGUCCUUUAUCCCUCCCCACCACAGCUGUCGUCUUGCCAGCAGGUCACCACCUGCGGUACGACGUGAGCUGUCGAAUCGCCAAGCAGCCCAGGCGAGUGUCUGGCGGUCAGGCAUGCUCGAGCAAAUAGACAAGUCAGAGUUUGCGGAGGGUCUUGCAGGGAUUGGCUCAAGGAUCUGCACGAUUCGCAUCGAGAUCGGCGGUGGUUGGUGCUGGUUCGUGGCGAGCUGA